Molecule: messenger RNA, 973 nt
Organism: Cynara cardunculus var. scolymus (artichoke)
Lineage: Eukaryota; Viridiplantae; Streptophyta; Magnoliopsida; Asterales; Asteraceae
Product: chlorophyll a-b binding protein P4, chloroplastic-like
Exons: 3
Coding region: 85-834 (249 amino acids)
Biological process (GO): response to light stimulus; photosynthesis, light harvesting in photosystem I
Cellular component (GO): membrane
Source: RefSeq, a predicted model, not a curated record
AACCACAACAUUACCACUUGAAUCAAUAUUACAAAAGCCUGCUCUACACACAUUUUGGAUCUUCAACUCACCCCAACCAAAACUAUGGCCGCCAUCACACAAGCUCCCGUUGCCGUUUUCCGGCCAUAUACCAGAUUCCUAACUGGAUCACAAGGGAAGUUAAACCGAGAACUCGCCACCAGACCUUCCGACACUUAUCCAUCCGCCUCUUUCAAGAUCGAAGCCAAAAAGGGCGAAUGGCUACCCGGGUUAGCCUCACCCGGUUAUCUUGACGGAAGUCUUCCAGGUGACAAUGGCUUUGACCCAUUGGGACUAGCAGAGGACCCGGAGAACUUAAGGUGGUUCGUCCAAGCAGAGCUCGUAAAUGGGCGGUGGGCCAUGUUGGGUGUCGCUGGAAUGCUACUACCGGAGGUUUUCACGAGCAUAGGCAUACUUAAUGUUCCUAAGUGGUAUGAUGCCGGAAAGUCGGAAUAUUUUGCCUCAUCAUCGACCCUGUUUGUGAUCGAGUUCAUUUUGUUCCACUAUGUCGAGAUUAGAAGGUGGCAAGACAUCAAGAACCCAGGAAGUGUUAACCAAGAUCCUAUCUUUAAAAACUACAGCUUGCCACCUAAUGAAUGCGGGUACCCCGGUGGGAUAUUCAAUCCCCUCAACUUUGCACCAACUGCUGAGGCCAAGGAAAAAGAGCUCGCUAAUGGGAGGUUGGCAAUGUUGGCAUUCUUGGGAUUCAUUGUUCAGCACAACGUGACUGGAAAAGGCCCAUUUGACAACCUAGUGCAGCACCUGUCAGACCCAUGGCAUAACACCAUCGUGCAAACACUAUCCUCGGGAAACUAAAGAUCUUAUAGCUAAAGGAAAGAAAACAUCUUGUUUUGCUCUGUUUGUAAACCUGGGUUGUGACCCUAGAUCUAAGCUUUGUUUCUAAUGUACAGGGGGAUAUCAUAUGAGAUGAAAAUUUAUGAUUUAUUUGAACUUA